AUUAACAUAAGUCCAUUUAGGAAUUUCUCACCACUUUCCGCCAACAAGACUUUUCUUUCGAAGAUUUAUACACAUACAAACAUGUAUAUAUACCCUGCACCAAAUGGGCUUCUUUUUUAUUUUAGUUUUUAUUGAUUCUGUAGCUGUAACAGUGGAUUCUUGAAGUUGUUUCUACACAAGUAUUAAUCUUUUGCUGAAAUUUCAGGCACUUGGUUCUGUAACUGAACAAUUGAUUUUUUAUACCCGAGCAGUAUCUGUACACAAAGCAAUAUUCCUUUUCAAAUAUGUUUAGUCAUAGGAAAUCUCCUUUAAACAAAAUCUCUAAACAGGCCUCAGUUGACACUGGAUUGCCUAAAAAGCACAGCACCAAUCCUUUUGAUAAUGACAGUGAGUUAGAUAAGCAGAGGGUGAAGCCCGCAAGGGCUUCAUCAGACCCAGCUCGAGCGAACUCUGAUAGUCGUGCUGACCUUUUUGAUCUCAAUGAGGUCAAAGGAACCCCCUCAUCUUCGUACUCUCUUUAUUCAGCUAAAAGCAAAUACAAGAAUGAUUUUCGUGAUGAUGGAGGAUUUGAGAAUCAGAGUGUACAAGAAUUAGAAGACUAUUCUGUAUACAAGGCUGAAGAAACUACAAAAACAGUCAACAACUGCCUAAAGAUUGCAGAGGACAUACGAGAGGAUGCUACUAAAACUUUAGUCACCUUGCAUCAGCAGGGUGACCAAAUUACAAGAACCCAUGCAACUGCUGCUGACAUCGACCAAGAUCUGAGUAGGGGGGAGAAGCUUUUGGGAAGUCUUGGAGGCAUCUUUUCUAAAACUUGGAAACCGAAGAAGAAUAGGCAUAUUGUGGGCCCUGUUACAUUUAGAGAUGAUCCAGUGCUAAGAAAGGGUAAUCACUUAGAGCAGCGGGAGAAAUUAGGAUUGUCUUCUGCACCCAAGGGACAAUCAAAUGGACGGGCACCACAUCCUGAACCAACAAAUGCAAUGCAAAAGGUCGAGGUAGAGAAGACAAAGCAGGACGACUCUCUCUCAGAUUUAAGCAACUUGUUGGGGGAACUCAAACAUAUGGCCGAAGACAUGGGAUCUGAAAUUGAAAGGCAUAAUAAACUUCUAAAGCCUGUUGAGGAUGAUGUGGAAGAGCUUAACUUCCGAGUGAAAGGUGCUAACCAGCGUGCUCGCAAGUUGUUAGGGAAAUAGACCAGUCUAGGCCUUGAUGGAAGUCCCAGUACAAACCAUUGAUGACAUUGAUCAGUUCUGUUUAGUGAUUAAACCCUUUCUGCAUUGUAUUGAUUCACUUUUUUAAAUUUUGUACCUUUUACUUUAUCACUAAUUCAGUGCUGUUGCCAGAA
Messenger RNA from Daucus carota subsp. sativus, 1345 nucleotides. RefSeq names its product SNAP25 homologous protein SNAP32. Gene Ontology annotation, molecular function: SNAP receptor activity. Bases 285 to 1193 code for a protein of 302 amino acids. The transcript has 6 exons. NCBI's taxonomy places the organism in Eukaryota, Viridiplantae, Streptophyta, Magnoliopsida, Apiales, Apiaceae. The record is from RefSeq and is a predicted model, not a curated record. Gene Ontology annotation, cellular component: SNARE complex; plasma membrane.